This is a messenger RNA of Tupaia belangeri chinensis (Chinese tree shrew), 2039 nucleotides long. It is a transcript of the gene FBXO5, whose product is annotated as F-box protein 5. The transcript has 5 exons. The record is from RefSeq and is a predicted model, not a curated record. Gene Ontology annotation, biological process: negative regulation of meiotic nuclear division; regulation of mitotic nuclear division. Gene Ontology annotation, molecular function: zinc ion binding; protein binding. NCBI's taxonomy places the organism in Eukaryota, Metazoa, Chordata, Mammalia, Scandentia, Tupaiidae. Gene Ontology annotation, cellular component: nucleus.
UACCAGCUGGCGCCUUUUAAGAGAUGCAGUUCUGUGGAGAGAGCGGCCGCUCUGCUGCCGAGGAAGCUGUUCCUUCACCUGAGGCAGGCCCCAAGUCUACUGGUAUGAGCCGGCGCUCCUGCAGCUGCUCUCCACGACCAUCACCCUGCUCCUGCAGCUCCAGCCGCAGCACCGUGACAGCCUCCGGGCGUCCUCGCCCUUCGAGCUGUUGUAAAGAAGAAAGUUCCAUUCUUCCUGUCAAAAUGAAGGGUGAUUUUAAUUGUAAACAUGUUCAUUUGGAACUUAAACUGGUAAAACCUGAUGACAAUGGAAGACAAGAUUCCUACACUUGUGCAUAUUCAGAAGAUUCUUGUAAAGACUGCAUUACAGACUAUGAAAGGUUAUCAUAUAUUGGGUCACCAAUUGUGAGCCCUAUAAUUGCAAAAUUUGACACAGAAAGCAAGCCUUUGCAUAACAAGGAAAAUCAACAUGUGCAGCAAACACUUAAUAGGUCAAAUGAAAUAGAACUAGAGACCAGUAGACUUUAUGAAGACAGUGGCUAUUCCUCAUUUUCUCAGCAAAGCGGUUUCCGUGAACAUGAAGAAAAUAGCCUUCCCCUGGAGGAGAAUUUCAGUCCACAACCCUUCUUGCUUCAGUCACAAAGCCCAGAGCAAUAUCCCAAUAAAAAUUUGCUGCCAGUUCUUCAUUUUGAAAAAGUGGUUUGUUCAACAUUAAAGAAGAAUGCCAAACGAAAUCCUAAAAUAGAUCGAGAGAUGCUAAAGGAGAUUAUAUCUUUAUCUAGUGGAAAUUUUAAACUACAGAAUAUAAUUGGCAGGAAAAUGGGACUAGAAUGUGUAGAUAUUCUUGGUGAACUCUUCCAAAGAGGACUCAGACAUCUCUUAGCAAAUAUUUUGGCACAACUCAGCGAUAUGGACUUAAUCAAUGUGUCUAAAGUGAGCACAACUUGGAAGAAGAUUCUAGAAGAUGAUAAAGGAGCAUUCCAGUUGUAUAGUAAAGCAGUGCAAAGAGUGACCGAAAAAAACAUUAAAUUUUCACCACACGCUACAACCAGAGAAUAUGUUGCAUUGAGAACUGCAUUGGCUUCUGUUCAGAAAUGAGCCCAGGCUCCUCCAAAAAAAGAUGGUCAGACUAAGUUAUCCAAUCCAGGUGAUCAAAAAGUUUCUACUUACAGUCGACACAGUGAAUUUUCUGAGGUUGCAAAGACUUUGAAAAAGAACGAAAGUCUCAAAGCCUGUAUUCGCUGUAAAUCACCUGCAAAAUUUGAUAGCUACUUACAGCGAGCAACCUGCAAACGAGAAGGCUGUGGAUUUGAUUAUUGUACAAGGUGUCUGUGUGAUUAUCAUGCCUCCAAAGACUGUUCAAAUGGCAAACUCCUAAAAGCUGGUUGUAAAAUGGGUCCUCUGCCUGGUACUAAAAAAAGUAAAAAGAAUUUACGAAGAUUGUAAUCUCUUGUUAAGUAAUUAUAGCUGAUCCUGAAGGUUAGUUAGAAAAUGUUGGUAUUUUUUAAAAAAAAAAAGUAUUUUGAUUUCUAGUUUUAUGUUACAAUUAGGGUAGUAUCUGGAGUUUUUUUCCAGCAAAUCUUAAAGAAGACAUACAACCUCUUAAAGUAUUUUACAACUUAAUACAGAAAGAUUAAAAUUCUCAGUACAAAUUAGAAAAUUGAAAUAUUUUAUGAAAAAGAGGAAAACUAGUUAGGUAAUUAUUUGUGAUUCAGAAAGUAAAAUAAAAUUCAUUAAAUUUUAUAGUAAAAGAAAGCCAUGUAAUUUUACCUGGAAAAUCUUAAACAUGAAUUUGGCUUACCAUAUAUUAGCAUUUCAGGCAUUUUAUUUGCCUUACUAAAUUAAUACCAAUUGAACUAUCAAGUCCUGAAGUUUGUUGACUUUAAAUGUUUUGUUGCCUUUCUUGAGUCUUUUUUUCAGUGUGCAUAUUUUUCUACAAAAGUUCUUUGUGAAAUCUUGCUUGUUUUCCUUCUGAAGUCUGUUUUAAUAUUUUGUAUAUAUUUUUGUAAAUAUAAAUAUUUCUAUAUUUUUAUGUGUCUU